Messenger RNA from Pocillopora damicornis (cauliflower coral), 3528 nucleotides. RefSeq names its product rhodopsin. Gene Ontology annotation, cellular component: membrane. Lineage: Eukaryota; Metazoa; Cnidaria; Anthozoa; Scleractinia; Pocilloporidae. Gene Ontology annotation, molecular function: G protein-coupled receptor activity. Gene Ontology annotation, biological process: G protein-coupled receptor signaling pathway. The record is from RefSeq and is a predicted model, not a curated record.
AGGCUCUAUGUGUACACAACUGUGCAAUGACUCCAAGCGGGUUAAUUUUACAUUGAUGCAAGUUUCCCAUGUUAUUUCGGCAUUAUAUAACUGAGUGUCUAGUGUCAAGGAAAAAUGGAAAAGUUAAUUUUUCCCUGGCCAUCACAGCAGAAUUACGUUUUAUAAUGAUAUCAAUAUUUGAAAUAUGUGUAAAGCUUCUGCACUUUCCACUGAAAAUGAAGAAAGAAAGACGUGCGAGGUAUGAUAGAAACAGGUUGAAAUUUGUCUCCUCUUGAUGAAUAUCAGGCAGCCUCUAGUAAAGAUUGUCAAAUCAAGCUUGAGCGAUUCGUGACAUCUUCCACGUAGACAUCGUAUGUUGAAGAAUAGUGGUGUGGAUAAAUGGAAAAAUUGAAAAAGGAAAGCAAAAAUUCAACCCAUAUCAGAGGUGUUCUUCACUACUUUAAUUUCGCCAAAAAAUUUGAUGACGCAAAGGAGCCGAUUUAGCGCCAAUGCUGAAUUACAUUGUUUUCCAUAUUUCAUAGAGGUUACUCCCUGGAAAAUCCGAUUUUUCGCUUAAAUAAAACAUGUCAUAAUGUAACCCCAUAAAAAAGAAAAGAAAAGUGAGUAUGGAGACUUUGGCAGUAAGAUAAGAAUCACAUCAUAAGUUUAUUCUGCUUGUAUACGUAUAAGUUCGAGGAUGUCAGCGACGAAAAAUCUAGCGAGUAACUAUAUUUGUUUAGAGCAGAGUUCACAAAGCUUGUAAGAUCCACAUAGGUUGUCCAAAUUAACAUCUAGAGAGUUAACACAGUGGGGAGUCUCAAAGGUCAGUUUUAAAAUAAACAGCUAUUUAAAUUGUAUCGUAUCAGAUACAGUAUCUAAAAUUUUGCAAGUAUGACAACUUGAAUGUGCAUGAAAUUCAACGGCACAGAAAAAUGAGAGUGAAAUUUGCCAAGAAUACCGACAUUGGCUAUGCAGACGGAACUGAAAUCAGCCUUACACUUUGGUUCAUUUUCGGACUCAGAAUUUUUUUCUUCACAGGUUCUGCCGCUUCUCACAGCAUUAGAAAAAGAAUUCUUCAGCGCUUAGGCCGAGAUAAUUACUUCGGUGGUAAGUCCGGAUGAACAGAUCAUGUAUAUUGAUCGAGUCAGCACAAAAAUUUGAUAAGUUGAACUGAGGCGAAAUCUACUGUACCACUGUCCAAUUAUCUUGUCCUUCAUAUUUAAUCGUGAUUUAGUUUUUUCCUUUUCUUUAGAAACAAAAAACAAAAAAAAAACAAAACAAAACAAGAGAAUCACAGAGUCCACAGAAGGGCCGAACACCAACAUGACUAGUCAUGAUGAGGAAACCUUUACUGGGAAUUCAGUUUUUUGGAGCUACAGCGUGAUCAUGUUCCUCAUUCUUUUAUUCGGUUUCUUUGGUAAUCUGUUCACCAUAAUAGUCCUUCGACACCGGGAACACCGCAAGAAAAGUAUCACUCCAUUAAUGAUGAACCUGGCCGUAGCAGAUCUCAUGAUUGUCGUGUUUGGCUACCCAGCAGUCAUCAGCAAUAACAUGCAAGGUCAAAUGAUGCGUACGGGAGGACCUCUUUGUAUUUGGUCCGGGUUUAUCAACGGUAUAACGGGAAUUACAUCCAUCGGUACUCUAACAGCAAUGAGCGGUGUAGUGUAUCAAACUAUCAAGAGAAACAACCCAAAUUACUCCAUUCCUAACAGACAAAACUUAGUCCUCAUCAUGGGCGCAUGGCUGUAUGGAUUUGUCGCCUUGCUUCCUCCUUUGAUAGGAUGGAACCGGUUUGUGCCCGGUAAGGCCGGUCUUAGCUGUGCACCUGAUUGGACGACUCAGGACCUUGUGAGCACUGUGUAUAUCGUUCUGUUAGUCGCCGGUGGUUUCUUUAUACCGUUUAUAAUGAUAACAACGUUCCUUACCAUGACUCACAGAUUGCUUAGACGCUUUCCUGUGCCCUUGGAUCCUUUCAUCCUCGCACAACGCAGAAGAUACCAACAAAGAACAGUGUUAAUGAUCAUAGCAACCAUGGUGGCCUUCUUAUUGAGCUGGUCACCGUAUUGCAUCGUUAGCUUCACGGCAACUAUCAAAGGACACCAUGUACUCACAUCAGGUGAGGCAGAAAUCCCUGAACUCAUGGCUAAGGCCUCUGUUGUCUACAAUCCAAUCAUUUAUAUCAUUAUGAAUGAAAGAUUUCGGCGGACACUCGUACGAAUUAUCAUCGGUAACAACAGGCCGAGAGUGGCUCCGGAUGAAGCAACAGAUCAUAACUUUAUCAUCUCAGCGCCAAGAAACUUUGGGAGAGAAAAUAAUCUGGUUAUUACAACCACAGCAGAGAUAUGAGCUAACACUAGUAGUAAUCAUUGAUUAUGAAGUGCGUACGUGGUAUAGAUUAAAAGUGUUCUUUGGUUUUCGUUCUAACGCAGGCUUUACACGAAUCAGGAACGAAUGGUUGGGUACCCAUUACGCGGUUUGAGGUAAACUAGUUAAAACCAGAGGGAAACGUCUGCAGAGUAGUUGAAGGCUAUAUGGAAAAUAUUGUUCAGUAAAGAGACAGAUGAUGUUAGGAGCUGAACUGACAGGACUUUAUUGAUAUUACAGAGAAGAACGUUUAACGGCUGCUGUAUACCUUUUAACUGGAACGAGGUUUUCGUUUAAACUGUUAAGAAACGGCUCUUUCUCUAAAGGCGAGGUAGACAUGAACUUCCAAGGGAAAGAUCGGCGUGAAAUGGUUUACUUUUCCUGAAAGAACACAAUCCGUUUGUAAUAAUUUUCCUAAUGUUCCAGAUGCAACGCAAACUAAUGGAUAAUGGAUAUUGGAUAAAAGUUCCAGUUAAACCGCCUUCAAUCUACUUCCAGUUGAACUACUUGGCACAAGGUGCGCGAUUGUCAUUUUCGCAUCGGAAUGAGACGUAGACAAAACAAGAUAAAUUAUUCAAGAUGGCGCAGAAAAUGCAGACGUACGACGAAAAUGAGUACCACAUGUACAAAAGGUCAUCCUUGAGUACUACAGGAAUCCCAACCGUAUACCACAGGAAUCCCAACUGUAUACCAGAGGAAUCCUAAGAUUAUGGGUUGCGUUCUCCUAGCGUGAAACGCAAUAAAUGUGAAUAGAUAAUGUGCGCAUUGCUUGACGGUGAGCCUUAGCUCUUGCACAUGAAUUCGAGGCUCACAGUUAAACACCAGAAUCUUUUUAAACAGAUUUUUUCAUCAAGGGCCAUUGUAUAGCUAAAAUCUCUCAUAUUAUUCAGUUUUAAACUGAGAAGCAAAUCAUAGAACAGGUCUGAAAAUUUUGCCUUCUCUCUUCCUGAAAAAAAAAGAAUGGAAAAUUGUCCCAUUCGUGUAAGCUUUGAAUUGUUAUACUUAAAAGGAACUUCCAGCAUAGAAACAGGAAAUAUAAAGUCUUUCAAGUUGAGUUAUUAAGAAUACAAAGCUUUGAAUCAGGCCAAAACAGGCCUUAAAUGUUCCUUGCCAAUGUCUGUUUCGAAAAUACAAUAAAAAGAUAGGUCACCGUGCUUGUUUAGGAGAUAUAACAAGCCAAACUUA